AUGAAGAACGUGGAUAAGCACAUAGUGUUGAAGACUCACUUGUGUCUGGAAUGUGGUAAAUCCUUCAGCAAGAAGGGAAACCUGAAAAGGCACCAGGAGAUCCACACAACAGAGGAGAUCUUCACCUGCAGGGAAUGUGGGAGGCACUUUACGACCCAGGGCCACCUCAUGACCCAUCAGAGCAUCCAUACAGGAGAGAGACCCUUCUGCUGUGGGGAGUGUGGGCGCUGCUUCCACCUGGAGAGAUGCCUGGCUGCCCACCAGAAGACACACACCAAGGGUGGCCUCUUCCUUUGUGCCCACUGUGGGAAGAGCCUAAGCACGAAGAUAUACUUCAACAUCCACAUGCGGACCCACACAGAGAAGAGACCAUUCGCCUGCAUGGAGUGUGGGAAGAGCUUUGUGAAGAAGGGGACACUCACUGCACACAAGGAAAUCCACAAGCAAGAGAAGCCCUUCAAAUAUCCUGAUUGCAGCAGGUGCUUUGGGCAAAGUGCCACGCUGCUGGCCCACCAGAAGAUACAUCUCCAUGGGGGGCCCUUCAUUUGCACAGAGUGUGGGAAGAGUUUGAGCACAAAGAGGUAUUUCAACGUUCACCAGAGAAACCAUGCUAAGCAAAAGCUGCUGGAGGGACACAUCAAUGGCAUUCCUCUCCGGAUCAUCCAGAUUAAAGAAGAGCCUGACUUGGCCUUCAUGUUGGAGGACAAUGUGUUGGAGAACAUGUCCUGCAAUGGAGAGGGAGCUCAGGAGUGUAGUAUACCUAGAAACCUAUCUAAUCCAAAGAGGACUCCUUGGAAAAUCCAGAUGAAGGAAGAAACAGAACCAGUCAUUGAAGGUGAAGUAAAUAUCCCUGCAAUAGCCUGCCAAAAACUUUGUAUCAAAGAAGACUCAUCAGAAAACCCAGGCUACGGAAAACUCUUUGAUCCAAAGAGCUCAUUGAUGACUUUAUAUGGAAGCCAAGUUAAAAAGGAAGGAGGUGCCCAGCAUAAGAAAGAAGUCCCCACAGCUGGCAACCGAGUGCUCCAGGUGAAGGAAGAACCACAGGAAAUCAUUGAGUAUGGGAUCCCUUAUGGGCAGAGAACAAACCUCAGUGACAUUCAGAGGAUCCAAAUUAAAAAGGAAGCCAGUGUGGAGGCUGACCACUGGGAAAGAUGGAGCCCAAAGAGGAAGCAGAAGAAAUGCCUUCAGCCCACCAAAGAAGGGCUGCUGGAGAUUCAAGAGCAAACCAAGUCCAAGAAACAUCCCACAGCAAAGGGAGUUCCUAGAGGUGAACGGAUAUUCCCCUGUCCCGAGUGUGGGAAGAGUUUCAAUCAGAAAUCAAACCUGACCAGACACCAGAAGAUUCACACAAGUGAGGGGCCAUACAAGUGCAGUGAGUGUGGGGAGAGCUUUCGCAUGAGCCGAAAGCUGAUCCGACACCAAAGAGUCCACAUAAGUGAGCCAUUUAAAUGCACUGAGUGUGGGAAGAGCUUCACACAGAGAUCAAAUCUGGUUCGGCACCAGAGUAUCCAUACCAAGGAGGAGCCCUACCAGUGUCCUGAGUGUGGGAAGACCUUCAACCAGAAGGCCAAUCUCUUCCGACAUCAAACAAUCCACAUUCGUAUGGGACCUUGCAAAUGCACCAAGUGUGGGAAAUGCUUCCCCCAGAAGUGGCACCUCAUUAAACACCAGCUGCUUCACUCCCGAGGUGGGGCCUACAAGUGCGAGGUGUGUGGGAAACGCUAUCGAUUGAAGAAGUACCUGAGAAGGCAUCAGAAAAUCCACAUACGGGAAGGAUCUGUCCCACGCAUGUAAUGGGGGGAGGCCACAAGAAGCUAUAGC
Messenger RNA from Tinamus guttatus (white-throated tinamou), 1821 nucleotides. RefSeq lists its product as uncharacterized. Gene Ontology annotation, molecular function: DNA-binding transcription factor activity, RNA polymerase II-specific; sequence-specific DNA binding. The record is from RefSeq and is a predicted model, not a curated record. Gene Ontology annotation, biological process: regulation of transcription by RNA polymerase II. NCBI's taxonomy places the organism in Eukaryota, Metazoa, Chordata, Aves, Tinamiformes, Tinamidae. Gene Ontology annotation, cellular component: nucleus.